CCUGUGCUAAGAGAUUGAGAAGUAUAACAGUAAUGGGAGUACCUUACAGUGUUAAUACUACAGUUUAACUUCGAGUUUGUUACCAGUUGUCCAACCGUAACUUCGGGUUAGCUGUGUAUUGCCCAGCUAUUUGUGUCACUCCGGGCUUGCUGGCUGUGGGCCCGUGUGAAGAAUGAGUGUUUGUUGUUAGUUCACGGCCCGACUUGUGCAGUAAUUAAUUUCGGAGUACUAGGGGUGGCUAGUGUCAGUCACAAGUUUGUUCUCCGGCCCGCCGGUGUCCUGUCUCCGGCAGGGCUGGGAGCUUUGUGUUCUCUCAGGUUGUAAUAGGACUGUUUUUGGAAGUCCACUAUCCCUUCUUUUGGAAAUCUUUCGAAGUUAUCCCAAGAUGCAAGUGCUUAUUUCUAUUUUGCUGGUGCUUCUGGCAUCUGUUUUCAUCAUUUUUGUCCUUGCUCGGUGGGCUGUGGCAAGGGUCUUAACUGGAGCUGUUCAGAAGAAGCUGAAAGCAGAUAUGAAAAUUGGUUCUGUUGGAUUUUUUUCACUGUACAACAUCAGUGUUAAGUUUAAGCACCAAACUGUGGAUAUCGAUUGUAUUUGGGUUGCCUGCAGACUUUUUAACCGUGAUUUGCCACGUUACUUUGCAUUGUGUUUUGGUGAGGUUCGAAUACAUGCUGAUUUGCAGGAGAUUCCAGAUUUGCGUCAAGAACCACUAGACUUCUCACUGGAGAACCAAGAUAAAGAAAAGAAGCAUUUGGUGAUUAAGCCUUACUUCAUCCGAUUGCUUUCACAGUUUUCUGCCCACAUUGAUUCGGUGAUUGUGAUGAUUUUGAAUGCUGAGCCAUCAAAAUCUCUGUGGCACAUGUCUGUGUCUUCAUCAUCUGUUACUUUGGCCAGCGAUGGAAAGAGGGUAAGCUGCAAAGUGAAUCUGAAACAGGUCAACAGCAAAAUGCUGGAUAGCAGGAUGUUGGAUUCAUGUUUGGCAGAAGUCUCCUUCGGAUUGCUUCUGUCAGUGAAGCUGGACAUGCAUAGUAACCGACUUACUAGUGUGAAGUUUUCACUGCAAGCACUACAGACAGAGCUCUAUGAAGGCCUAUUUAACAGUGAGCUUUUCCUGGGGAUUACAUGGCUUGACCAGAAGGCAGAUGAGAGAGCACCUAGAACUGAAACAAAGACUGUAAAUCUCAGGACUGAGGAAGAAACAGAUGACGGCACAAUUAAGCAAAAGAAAAUUACACCGGAAUUCUUUCACUCCUUUCCCCAGAAGGUGUCUGUGCAGUUUGACAGCUCUAACAUCAACUUCUGGAUGAACAGCCAGAAGAGACAUAUGAAUUGGACCUUAAAAACUUUGCUGCUUAAGUACAAACGUGAUGAGGACCAGCUGGCACUGCGUGAUUUCAUGCCAGGCUUUGACAUGCCACAGACUAAUGUGGAAGUCUUGCUUGAAGAUGGGCUUCUCUUGUCGCAGAGUCGUCAGAGGAUUAUCUGUCUGAAUUCAGUCAAAGCAACGAUGCAGAUAACAUCAAUCGAUGUGUCUACUACUCUGAAUGUGACCACCUGCAUUGUUCAUUAUCGUCAUCAGGAGUUUUCUCAUUGGUUGAGUUUGUUGCCGUGGAAACUAAGACAUCAGACAAAAGAAGCUCCAAAGAAGAGGGACAUCCCUCAGAUCAAUGCUCCCAUCAUGAUUAAUACUUCUGUUUCGAACAUCAGUGUCUCCGUACAGCUGGGUGACACACAGCCUUUUGCACUGGGCCUCAUAUCUGCCUCUGCAGAUCUGCAGCACCUGAGGACCCACAGUCUCCAUCAACGGAUGACCCUGUCUCUUGACCACCUGUGGUGGCGGGUAGGUGAAGGGUCUCAUAUCCAGCAGGCUCCACACCCCCCAAACAUGCAUGUGUGGGGCAACGCACUGCUGCUUGAUUGUUUCACUUUGCAGGGUAGCUACAACCAGUCACUGUCCCUCUCCCAGUCCCAGCCCCAGUCGGAUACCCUCUUUGUCGACUGUACCAUUCGUGGAUUGCAGGCGGAGUCCUCUGAAACAUGUAUUCAGUGUCUGUCCAGAAUCUUGUCAGGAAUCCAUAACGACUCUUCUGCUGCCGCUGUGCCUGAGAUGUCCACUGCUGCUCAAUCAGUAACCAAGUCUCCAUUAUUGUGGAAGAUUGACUUGAAUCUGGAAGAUGUGAAUAUAUUUACUCUUUCCAGUGUUGCAGGUGCAGCGGUGCUGACAGCUGAUACUUUGACAGUCCAGGGCAGUGCUGAGACCACUGCCAUUAGCAUUCAUGGAUUUUGUCUUGUGUUAAUAAAGUCAGUUGAAGAAAAAAUGCAUCCUUGCUAUAAAGCAGUAGAUAUCCCACUCCCCAUUUUUGGAUUUUCUUCAUUGUCUGCAUCGUAUUACACAAGUGUUCGAACUUUAGAGAUGUACUGUGGUGCAACAUUUAUUGUUCAUUGGACACCUGCUGAUCAUAUGUUUCUACAUCAGCAUAUUGUAGACAUGCUGCAGCAUGUCAACUCACUGUUGGAAACUCGCCCGAGGACUGUCAUCUCUCCUUUGCUCAGUCAAGACAACCAUCCGAGUCUUGAUAAUCCUGUGACCAGCUCUACAGGUCUCACAAAUGUUUUCUCUGAACCACCACUGAAGAAAAAACAGCUGACCAUAAACAUGGAAUUAGUGUGUUUGAAAGCAACAGCCAGCAUUAGUAAUGAAAGUUGCAUUUGCCUACUCUUGGACAACAUGACUGUGGUUCGGAAUAGCAGCUUCCUUCAAGUCAAGCUGCCUCAUUUAGUUGCCAGUUUUGAUGGGAAUGAUAUUUUUACAUUUAAAGAUAUGGAUGUGCAAAUCCUACCAGAAUAUGAGAAAGCAAUCCUUUGCAGGAAUGCCUUCUCCCAGCUGCAGACACCCAAGAACCAUGCCUGGAUUUUUAAUUUUGGCAGUGUUUUCAUUGAGUUUCCUUAUCAGUAUGACUUUUCCAAAACUUUUGAUGAGGCCAUAAAUGUGCAAAAGUGGCUUAAAGCUCUGUAUAAGAAAGAUAGACAAGGUCUAGAACCGCUACCCCCCGACAUUGUGCUAAACGUGGUUCAGUUCUCUUUCAUCUUCCUUGAUGAUGUGUUUGAAGUCAAACUUCGGGACAACUAUGAACUCUUGAAGGAUGAAAGCAAAGAAAGUGCUAAGCGGCUACAGCUGCUGGAUGCUAAAGUGGCAGCGUUACGUAAGCAACAUGGGGAGUUGCUGCCAGCACGGAAAAUAGAAGAGCUGUAUACUUCUCUAGAGAAGAAAAACAUUGAGAUCUAUAUCCAGCGUUCUAAGCGUCUCUAUGCCAACACACCAAUGAGGAAAGCAUUGUUGACAUGGACCAUCUCUGAACUGGAGGUGGUUGUGCUGGCCGAUGAGUCCUAUCAUGGGGUGGAGAAGGUCAUUAAGCAAAUAAAGGACAUAGACAAUGUGAGUCCAUUUCCUCCAUGUGGUUUAGCCCUAGUCAUCCAGUGGUGUAGGAUGCUGAAGUACAGUAUGAAGUCCUUUCUAGUCCGAAUCAGGGAUUAUCCACGUUAUCUGUUUGAGAUUCGUGACUGGACCCUGUCUGGAAGGUUGAUUGGGACAGAGCAAGAUGGACAUCCUAAUGCUCGCCGUAAGCAAAUUGUGAAGCUAGAGAAACCAUGGGGUGACGUUGUUGUAGAAAGGAAUAUGCCGCCGCUGAAAUUUUAUCACGACUUCCAUUCUGAAAUCGCACUCUUCACAAUUGUUUGGGGUCCAUGCUGGGAUCCAGCUUGGACUCUCAUCGGCCAGGCAGUAGACCUCCUCACUAAGCCAUCCGUGGAUCCGAGCCCUCUUCUUAGUUGGUGGGACAAGAGUCGACUGCUGUUCCAUGGGUUAUGGGUCAUGAACAUUGACCAGGCUAACCUACACCAGCUGGCCACUGAGGAUCCCUACAACACUACAGAGAACAUGCACUGGGAGUGGAACAAGCUUACCUUUGAGUGGAAACCAUGCCAUUUUAAUUUCAAGGGAGACCUGGAUAUCAAUGUUCGAACUGCAUCUAAGUAUGAUGAUUGUUGCUUCAUGCACCUCUCUGAUCUUUGCAUGACCUUUGACCUACAGUGGCUGUGCCAUGGAAAUCCAUAUGACCACCAUAGUGUCACACUUUGCUCACCAGAGUUUCUAACUGAUUUUCAGUCUCUCCAGAUUCACGACUCCUAUCGUGCAUUUAGAUCAGAGAACUUGAACCUAUCUGUGAAGAUGGAUCUUUCACGUCACAAAACAGAGGCUUCCCAGCCACGUAUUCUGUUGUAUAGCAGUACCCUCCGCUGGAUGCAGAACUUUUGGGCAACAUGGACUAAUGUGUCUCGACCAAUCUGCCGUGGCAAACUCUUUAAUAAUAUGAAGCCAAGCAAGAAAAAGCUGGGACAGCAUUAUAAGGAGUUGUCAUACACAGCACUUUUCCCAGAACUCCAGGUGCAUUACUGGGCUUCCUUUGCUCAACAGCGUGGUGUGCAGGUGGAGUGCAGCCAGGGGCAUAUAUUCACACGAGGCACACAGAGGCUUAUUCCUCAGGCUGGAACGGUCAUGCGGCGAUUAAUUUCAGAGUGGAAUGUUACCCAGAUGGUAAGUGACCUGAGCAUGGUCACUGUGCAUCUUAUGCUGUCAACAUUGGAAGAGAACAGCGAUCACAGGCCCUCCUCAAAUGUGAAGAAGACCCAUCUCCUCAGCUUAUCCUCCCUUAGCUACCAACGUCACAGCAAUCGCAUUGGAGAGGAUGUUUCUGUAAAUGAGGGAGAGAAUGCUUUUUAUACACACAGGCUGCGUCUGGUAGAUCUGAGGGCUUCGUGGACUACAACUAACAGGAACAUUGCAUUUGGCUUGUAUGAUGGAUACAAGAAGGCAGCUGUGUUGAAAAGGAACUUAUCCACGGAGGCUUUGAAAGGGUUAAGGAUAGAUGCACAGAUACAGAACAAGAAAUUCAAACGUACUUCAGUCUCCUUGUAUCCACUGUCACCAACAUCUCCUCCUGUUCCUCUUGAGACUGGUGAAAAAUUAGAAAAGAGCCAGACUGAAGGAACUUCUAUGCUGCAGAAGUUGAUUGAAGAAACAGAUAAAUUUGUUGUAUUCUCAGAAGAGGAGCUGGGAGUUAGUGAUCAACUAUAUGGAAUUGCUGCCUCUCAAACCGAUGAUGUUUUUAAUCGCAACUGGCUAAUUGAACUGAUAAACUGCCAGAUGAUGCUUCGUGGAACUGAGACGGCUGGCUGUGUGCUUGUUUCUGCUUCCAAGGCUCAGCUUCUCCAGUGCCAACAUCACCCAGCAUGGUAUGGUGAUACUCCUAAACAGAAAACUUCCUGGACCUGUCUGUUAGAUGGUAUGCAGUAUUUUGCAACAAUGGAAACCAACCCAACUGAUAAGGAAGACUGGCAACUCUGGCUACUGGUGAAAAACAUUGAAGAACAACGGGAAAGAAACCCUGACUCUGUACUUGAGCUAAUGGAGGGUGGACAAGCAGUAGGUGGCUUAGUCAGCACCACUACAGACUGGAAUCAGUCUAUCCAAGCUCAGCACCCUCAACAAGUACAGAGAAUCAUUUCCCGCUGUAGCUGCCGGAUGUAUUACAUUGGUUACAGCCAUAUUGACCGUGAUAUUGACCCUGAAUUACUGUCGCACAUCAAAACACCUGAGGUUCGUGAAAGUCAAGGGAAGGAAGAUCUGUUAAAUAAACAAGAAGGAGCUGUUGACACUUUCACUCUAAUUCACCAUGAUCUGGAGAUUUCGAGCAAUCCUGUGCAGUAUGCUAUGAUAUUGGAUAUAGUCAACAAUCUUCUUCUCCAUGUAGAACCCAAGCGUAAAGAACACAGUGAGAAGAAGCAGCGAGUCCGUUUCCAGCUGGAGAUAUCAAGUAAUCCUGAAGAACAGCGCAGCAGCAUUCUUCACCUGCAGGAAGCUGUGAGACAGCAUGUAGCACAAAUCCGAACAUUAGAGAAGCAAAUCUAUAGCACCAUGAAGUCUUUACAGGAUGAGAGCAAGAAUGAGGCACUCCUUGAAAUGAACCAAAAACUGCAGCAACAACUUGACCAGGAGAAGAUUGAUUUACAGAACAAGAGUGAAGAACUGAACAUCCUAAUAAGGUGCUUUAAGGAUUUUCAGCUUCAGCGAGCAAACAAGAUGAAACCACGGAAGCAACUGGAAGAUGUUAGUGUGGUACGGCGUACAGAGAUUUACUUUGCUCAAGCAAGGUGGCGGCUUACAGAAGAGGAUGGGCAGCUGGGGAUCACAGAAUUGGAGUUACAGCGUUUCCUAUACAGCAAGGUAAACAAAUCAGAUGACACAGCAGAGCACUUGUUAGAACUUGGCUGGUUCACAAUGAACAAUCUUUUGCCAAAUGCCGUCUAUAAGGUGGUUCUGAAGCCCCAGUUUCCAUGCCAGUCUGGCCGACAGCUUGCCUUGAGAAUAUUUAGCAAAGUCCGUCCACCUGUAGGAGGAAUUUCCAUCAAGGAACAUUUUGAGGUGAAUGUGGUCCCUUUGGUCAUCCAGCUAACGUACCAGUUUUUCAAGAGGAUGAUGGGUUUCUUCUUCCCUGGAAGAAAUGUUGAGGAGGAAGAAACUGGUGAUGAAGAAGACAAAUCUAAGCUGGUUACAACUGGAAUACCUGUGGUAAAGCAGCGGCAACUGAUUGGGCCAGAAGAUCAAGUUGGCUCAUUAAGUUCAAGCAAAGGAGUAACUCAGGGUUUAAACCGAACAUCAGGAGUCAGAAGAUCAUUCCGAAAACCUCAAGAGCAGCAGCAUCCAGUUGAUGACAUAGACAAGAUGAAAGAAAGAGCAGCUAUGAACAAUUCCUUCAUUUACAUCAAAAUACCUCAGGUGCCUCUGUGUGUCAACUACAAGGGUGAAAAAAAUAGUGCUGACUGGAGGGAUCUGAAUAUGCUAAAUCUUGUGCUGCCUUGCCUUGAGUAUCAUAACAACACAUGGACUUGGUUAGACUUUGCAAUGGCUGUAAAGAAGGACAUCCGAAAGGCUGUAGUUGCUCAGGUUAUCAAAGAAAAAUUGCGUUUAAAACCAACUGCUGGUGCAGAAGCAAAAGGUAAAGCUUCUGAGGCAAAGACUGACACAAAUGUUCAACAACAAGAAGAAGAGGAAAAAGCACGUUUACUAAUUGGGCUGAGUACAACGGACAAAAACCCUGGGAAGAAGUCUAUAUUUGGAAGGCGAAAAUAGGGAACAAAAACUGAAGUGGCUGGAAGCAGGAAAUGAAUGACUCAUUUUUGGAAAGCAAGCCUUUUGCUGUUAGAGGAGAAUUACCUGUCAAAGGGAAAGCAGUGAAUGGAUAAAGCAGGAGGCUUAGAUGAGGUCGCCAGAGCUGACCAUGUUUGUAAGAGUGGAGUUGUGCACAUGUUGAAUCAUUGCCAAGAGAAAUGAGACGAUUUAUCAAGAAAGGAGAAAUAUUUUUUUUUUGUGGAAAAUAUGUACAGAUGUAUAUAAAAAUUAUAAAAUAUAUAUUGAGGAGUAGACCCCUUUUAGAGGUGAAGGGACUGUUUUGCACAAAAUAAUUAAAUUUCUAUUGACAUUAUUUCCAGAGGUGAAAGGGGAGUUGUUAAUUUAAUUUGAAUUAUACAUUGAUGAUGUUAAAAACAGUGAUCCCAGUUCUUUUUUUAAACUAAUCUUUGGAGCACUCUUUCAUUUAAUAGUUAAUGUUGUAACACACUGGGGAGAGAAGUCUGUGUAUCUUCUUUAAAGAAGUGGCUCCUCGUGUUUAUCUUUCUCAUUGAGAACCCAGUACAGCAUCGGGCUGUUCACAGAUGUGCGCCUCUGUGUUACAGCACUGUCUGUACAUCUUGAAGUGACAUAUCAUAUCUCUGAGAGCCACAUGCUUUUCCCCUGUAAGUGUUUGUGAUUAUUCUAAUGGUAAUGUGGCAACAUUUGAUGAGACCCUACUGGGAUUCUUCAGCUUUGAGCUGCACAUUUUGCUUAUCUCAGGUUUAAUAUUACUGUUUACUAUUACUUAUAAUUUCAUAACUCACUUGUAGGGCUCCUUAUUGUGAUCAUAAGAGUAAGGAGAAUCUUGCAGUAACAGUUUGUUAGGGUGAAUGUCAUUUUACUAGAAUUCGUUUCAAUAUUUUUAAAAUACAUUCUCUGUAGAGAGGAGUGACAUUUGCAGCCAUCAGGAAAUUUUGGGAUUAACUGCUGUAUUUUUAAACAUUUGUUUUCAUGGUGGUUGAAUUUGCUCAGUUUCAACUAAUCCAAUUUAUUUCUUAUUCUGUAAAACAGUUAAUGGACUGAACGGUUAUGAAAUCUUGUAGAUUUUUAGUUUGUUGCUUAAAAAGUAUGGAUGGCAACAAGUUCUGGAAUCAGUUUUUUUGUAGAAUCUGCACUUUUGAUCUGAACCAGAACAAAUAUCCCAGUGAAUCUGAAGGACUGAGCAGUGCAUCACAGAAGGCACUGAGCCCUCCAUGAGCACAGUUUGAAUGGCAAUGUGUAAUCCAAUGACAUUUUCAUCCAUUGUUAUCAAAAGACUAGUUAUGGGACUUGAGACAUUUUACCACUGUGCAUUGUCCUUGUGAGUUGGUAUAUUUAAUAUGCAGAGUUGCAUGGGGAUUUUCGAGGCAGUGGACAGCAUAAAUGAUGGAAUAUGAUUUGCAGUGUUUUAAGGCACUCCAUUGUGAACAAUAACCUCUGAAAUAACCUUCAGCACUUAUUCAGCCUUGGAAGUCUAAAUUAAAAGGUUUAGGAGUUCACAGAAAAAAAAGCAGUGGCAUUGUUUUUCAGACAUAUAUUUAUAGGUAUAUAUACUUGUGUGUGUGUGGG
This is a messenger RNA of Protopterus annectens (West African lungfish), 8773 nucleotides long. RefSeq names its product KIAA0100 ortholog (gene BLTP2). The transcript is spliced from 39 exons. The record is from RefSeq and is a predicted model, not a curated record. The coding region runs from base 386 to 7186 and encodes 2266 amino acids. NCBI's taxonomy places the organism in Eukaryota, Metazoa, Chordata, Ceratodontiformes, Protopteridae.